AUGAUUGCAGCAGAUGUGCCUUGGCUCUCGGCACCUGCGGCCGCAUCUGAGGCUGGAGGCGAGCAGCCCGUGGCCGAGAAGGAUACGGCCGGGAGUGGGGCGCUGGAGACUAUAUAUCGGGGUCCGCUGGGUCGGCCGAUCCGCGCAGUCAAGGUGUUCUCAGUCUCGUCGAUGGUCCUGACAGCAGUCGGCUCGCCGGCGCUGGCCGUACUUGCGUCGGAGCACAUGCCACUGCAGGCCGGGAUGGCGAUGGCCGGUGGUGCGAUGGCGGUCUCUGCCUUUACCACCUCUCUGCUCUACUGGUUCACCAAGCCGUAUGUGGUGAAUCUGAGCGUGGAUCCGGCAUCGCCGGACGUGGUCCAUCUGACCACCCUCUCGCUUCUGGGUCGACCGGCCAAGUCGGUUGUCCACAUCGACGAGGUCACCCGCGAGCUUGGCCGCCCGUUUGCCUCGUUCCAGGUCCCAUCCACUGGUGACCACUACUUUGUCCAUGCCGGAGUCGGCGAUGUCGAGAACUGGGGCCACGUCCUCUCCAAGCUGGCCGACAUGACCAAGGACGACGUCGAUGCCUCGUCCGCCGCCGCCAAGGUCCAGUCGGAGAUCGAUGCGCUCUCCCGUUCCUCAGAAACGUCCAGCGUCAACUCGGACACCAAGUCUAGCGCCAAGUAG
Messenger RNA from Thecamonas trahens ATCC 50062, 669 nucleotides. RefSeq lists its product as uncharacterized. Gene Ontology annotation, biological process: mitochondrial proton-transporting ATP synthase complex assembly. The transcript is spliced from 2 exons. The record is from RefSeq and is a predicted model, not a curated record. NCBI's taxonomy places the organism in Eukaryota, Apusomonadida, Apusomonadidae. Gene Ontology annotation, cellular component: mitochondrial membrane. The coding region runs from base 1 to 669 and encodes 222 amino acids.